Molecule: messenger RNA, 5397 nt
Organism: Drosophila arizonae
Lineage: Eukaryota; Metazoa; Arthropoda; Insecta; Diptera; Drosophilidae
Gene: mxc
Product: multi sex combs
Molecular function (GO): protein binding
Source: RefSeq, a predicted model, not a curated record
UGCGAAUAUGUACGAUAAUUUCAAUACUACAAAAAAUAUUUAUUAAUAGUUUUUAUUAAUUAAUUAUAAUGGAAUCAAUUGUGUUGCAUUCGGAUAUCGCGCGUCUCGUUUUGGGCUACUUUGUAAAUAACAAUUUGAGACGUGCGGCACUCUCAUUGUGUCGCACCUCACCGCAUCUGCAUCAGGAGUUUAUUGCCUUGCGACAGGGCCUGCAGCCGCACAACUUUCUAAAUGACGGCCUAGAGGAUAUCAUACGAGAACACGUCAAGAUCACCAGCAUGGUGGCCAAUGCUGUAAAAAAGUUGCCAAACGACACUCGCCAACGCCUGCAGCAGCUGAAGCUCUCCGAGCGAGUUGACGAGCUAUUCAAGCUGAAUAGGUCAACAACAACAUCAACAACAUGCAACAAAGAUAGUACCGCUUGUAUGCAAAAUACGAAUUCCAAUACACAACACACACGUAAGAGACGUCGCGUACGCGUAAAUUCAUUGCCAUUGGAUGGGGAGCAGGCGAACCCAGUCCCACGAUCACCCUCAGAGCGUUUUAACUGUAAACGUCCACGUCUACUAGAUCCGCAUCUGUACUGCAGCAUUGGACGCACCGAUCACAUAGAGGAGUACCAAUCGCUGGACAGCAGCACAACCAGCGAUUUUACGAGUGAACAGACAGAUGAUACGCUACAUUUUCGCCAUGGGCAUGGACCCAAAAAUAAUUCCACUCCUCGUAUAACCACCAGUGAAGAAUCUGAGCUAAUGAUGCCAAUGCCACAGACAAUGCCAGAAAUAACGCAAGCCAUCAUGACCAAUCACGAAUUCCAAAAUAAAUUACUAAGCAAUAUAAACACGGCUCUACAAUCACUUACGGUACAUGCACCCACGGCAGAAUCUGUAAACUCAGAGGCAGUGCUAGAUGGUUUGGUAAGAAAUAUAUUGGAGGCCACUGAGAAGGACCCAUCAUUUGAUCGCAUCAUUCAGGAAGUGGUAGGCAUGGAUACAUCUGCGGAUGAGCCCAUACCCACAGCAGUAGAAGCACCAGUGCCAGUAGCAACAGCUGAAGUUGUGCCUGCACCACCGCAAACACCACUUAUAAUUCGUACAGCGGUGGCAUCAGCGAAUGCGGCAGCGGCGUCUGUGAAUGCCAAUGGAGAUAUUAAUAUGGGGAAUGGUAACAGUGGAAAUGCCAUCAUUCUAAAUGCAAACAGCUCGAUUGGCACGCUGAUUGAUCCCAAUUUCAGUAUAUCCAAACUCAUAGUGCUCAACUCGAACGAGAGUGCACAAAAGCAGCACCAGCAGCAGCCGACAGGAAACCUCAGCUUUGGUAGCGAGAAUCUCAUAAACUUUGCUGAUGGCUCUACUAUGGCAGAUCCGGACUCUGUUGCCAGUGUCGCGGCUGUAAACGGUGGCCAGGUGUGCGUGGACGCAACCAAUGGUCAGCUAACUUUUCCCAUGUUUCUAUCAAAUGAAGGGCUGCUUUCGCAUUUGCCGUUUCUGGUGAAUAACGAGUGGUUGGCGCAGCAGCUGCGCUCUGAUACAUUCACUAACAUGGACGUUUCACAUAUUGAGAUACCACUGCCGGAACCAAUUACAGUUGCUGCCAAUCAGCUGCCACCCAAUUCAAUAAUUAUCAAUAGCGCCGUUAAACAGCCUCCAACAACAGAGGAGGAGCCGUCAGUGGAACCACCGGCACAACUAAUUGCCGAUCAAGCUAAGGCAGUGGCUGGAAGUACGAGUCUACUCGAGCGCUCUACGAGCAAAGUGGCCAGCGCGAGUGCUGUGCCUGCCUCGCUAGACUCAUCGCGUCUAGUCCUGGAACGCGUGACACCUUCCACGUCAGGCAUUGUGAAUGUUAAAGCAUUUCGCAGUCUUUCCACACCUCGCAAGCGCACUUCACAUGUACGAACGCUCAAUUUCUCGCCGAAAGGAAUCUCUCAUAUGCAGGGUGUCACGCCGCUAUCCACGCGGCGUCUACAGCAGAAGCAGCAGACUCAGCGGCGAACGCAGCUCAAAACAGGGAAACGGAAAAAGGCUGAAGAAUUGAUAGAAACCAGCGUACAACCGGAGAAGACACUAAUUAUCAAGAGUGUGGAAAUUCUGCCAAGUUUUGGUACUACUCACAGCGUCCCACUAGCCACGAAUGCAUCUGAAGCUGUCGCAGCAUCAGAAAGUACUGCUACAGCUGCAACAAGAACACCUGCCGAUGUUAGUAGCAACGAAAGCAAUGGUUGCGUACCGCCGUUCUUUGCAAUGGAGGAAUGCAGCAAUCAGACGGUGAUUAAGGCAGUCACGGCACCCAAGCAGUUGGCAACUAACUCAUCUACCCCAAUGGUGGCCACGCCCAAGCGUAAGCAAACGCGCCGUGCUGCAACCAAAGCCUGUAAACGCAUUAUUUCGCAGGCAGCAGUAAGGGACGAGGCAAACGACCAGCAGGAGGCGGAUAAGGAAAUUUCCAGUUCAUUAGAUGACAGCAAAGAGAAUGAACGGCUACCAACAACACAGCACGUUCAGCUGCCUGAGCAAAAGACUGAACUGAAUAAGGAGAAGGAUGAUUUGUUGGCCGCCUGGCAGCGUCAGAUGAACAGCACUAGCACAGACUUAGAGUUGCGCUUACGCGAGAUCAACGCAAAGCGCCAAGAGGUGCUCCAAAGCAAACCGCGUGUUCGUCGCCACAGACCUGUAGCGGCCAACAAAAAGAAAGCCCUAGCCCUAUCGGUGUCCCUCACGCCGCUCAUUUCAAAGAAGAGAACCCAAAGGCGAAGAAGGGAACCCAAAGGCAGUAACAAUGUUGAAGGCGAGUUUACCAUAAAGAUAACAACGCCACAGAAGCCACUAGUAAAACCGAAAGUUGUCAGCCAGGAUAUACUCGAGCCGAAGGAAGUCAUUAGGCCCAAGGAGUCCAAUCAGCACAAAGAAUACAAGCCAACUAAAAAAAUCGUUAAGUCAGAGCAUGAGCAGCAGCUCGAGUUUGUGCAGCAAACACAACAACCUGUGACGCAGCCAGCAGUUGGCAAUCUGAAUACAAAGAACAAGCCGACAGAUUGUGAAAUGUCCAAUAUGGCGGUUCUUUUGGAGACGCCAUUUAAGGUGACACUAACAGAAGUUGAUGGUGACAUACCGCCGACGCCAGGGCCGAUGUUGAUGGAUACGCCUUAUGCUAAACUGCUGCCAUCUGCAUCGUUUCUUUUUGGCAGCGAUACAAAGAGCAUACUGGAUACGCCCAUGUUGACAGCCAUUACGCCGGGCAUGCGUCUAACGACGCCCUUUGGUCAUGCGCUUAACACUCCGCACAGCAGCGCGGCGAAAACGGAAUACUCCGCCGGCAGCUCCUAUUAUCGACCAGAUGAGGCCGAGCAUACGGACACAAAUGCACAGUGCGCUCUGCCAUCCACGUCCCCCAGAGACCUUGUGGAACAGGCACCCAAACAAUCCACAACUUACAUUGAGCUACAGGCUGAGCGGUUGCCCGUUGAGCCGACGGUGCUGCGUCGUGUGCGCUCGUUCGGCAGCGAGGCAGUGGACAGUAUUGAGGGUGCCGCAGCCUUGUCUGGUAAUGCGGAGUCGUCGACAUUGUUGGUAGAGACUCCGCACUAUAAACUAGUGGCAGGACUGCCUGAUGCUGUUGUGGAUCAUUCUAGCAGCAACUCGAGUGGCAGUAGCUCAACCUCCUCCAGCAGCUGCAGCUCAUCCAGUAGUGGCAGCAGCAGUAACAGCAGCCUAAAUACAUCCGCCUCUUCGGCAAUGUCUGGUAGAUUGACAAACGCUGUGAGUCCUGCACGACCGAUAAAACUAUUGGAGCUAGAAAAUCUAUCUGAUAUUAGCAGCACUGAGGACGACGAGUGGCUAAAGGUAGCUGCUGCCUGCGGUUCAUUGGAUGCUCCACCGCUGGAUAUCGACAGUGAACCAGCUCAACUAGUUAGCCAGGAUGGUGAGGUGCGCUAUCCCCUGCGUAGUUGGCUGACACCAAGCAAGGAAGCUGCUGCGGCAGCUACGGUUACGGUGGAUGCUGACACAAGUGGUGAAAUGGCUCCACCUGCUCCAGUGCCUGAGAAGUUAGUGCCGAACGUAAAAGCUCAGAUAACAAUAAACUCUAAAGAGGAGUCUAUUGAGCAGCGCAUGAUGGAUUUGGCCGAGGUGCGCGAGCGCGUCAAGGCGAAGUUUAAGCAGCAGACUACGCCAAAAGGGCGUCCCAGAAAAGUAAACAAAAAGCUCUCAACGAUGCGCGAAACAGCUAAGCUGGCGAAUCCCAAUAUAAGUCAUGGACAUAAAUCACCUAAGAAGGAGUUUGCAAGAGUGACAACGGACCAGGAAGAAAAAGUGAACAAUUCAAGUGGACCAGAGAAGAACCAGGAGACAUCGGCUAGCAAACCAGUGGAUCCGAUGCCAAUCAAGUCAAGUGAAGGCGUCCAAAGUAAUUUGGAAAAGCCGGAACCAGCUAGCAGUAAUCUUGAUCCCGCGCUUCUUUUUGCUCUGAAUCUUAGCGCCAAGAAACAACAGCAGCCCAGGACUGGACGUGUUGCUGUACAAAUUUCAGCUCAACCUGCUCCCUCGAUGACCACGGGUCAGCGACGUGGUCGACCUAGGAAGCCACCAAAUAUGGAGCCGUCGCGCUCCAGCAUGCGACGCUCCUCCCGACUCAUUGACAACAAAACUCCUGCGCCUGAAGAGCCACGGCCUUGCGAGGCAGAUAGACCAGUGAAGAUAUCGAGCAAUACCAAAGUAACAAAAAAACCAGCUAAGAAACGAGCUGAGGCGCGCGUUAAGACUGCAGCGCCUUCACUAGCCACGCUGGCCGAAGCACAGACAACGCAGCAGUCAGCCGAACAGCUGCAGCCCCGGAGUCAACCGCCUGCAUCGAGCGCAGCUCCUGAUGCCAGUGGCGACUACGAUCUAAAUAUGUGCCUGACAAGCAGUCAUGUGGCCAACACAUAUAGCUUUGCCUAUGAGGACAGUGGCAGCAAGCCGACGAAACCUGUGCUACGUCAGCCGCCCGCGUUCUUCAAGAAUUUUCAAAUGCGCAUCAUGGUCGACAACGAAAUGCACAGCGUACGCAUAACGAGUCCACAGGUGCUCCAUCAGUCACUGGACGCCACCGACGACAAUGCGAGCUCCACUAGUAUACGCAAUAUACCCAAGAAACGCAUCAUUCGCUUCACCAGUGUAGGCAGUGGCAUCCAGGAGCUGGCAGCGGCCCAGGACAUGCCCAUGGCGUCAUCCACGCCGUUAGCCACGAAUACACAGGUCGAGGAGCACGAUGAUAACGACAUGGAAGUGGCCUCGAUUAAUACGCCGCAGAAAUCCAACACGAGUGAGGAGCAGCAAAUGGAGUUGCACGAUGCUGGCGUUCAGAUCGAGGAUAUUGAAUCUAUACUCUCGCAUUUACAUGGAACAUAAUCCCAGCGGU